UAUUUUGAAAUAAAGACGUGUUUGCAGUUUAAUCAUUGGAUCACUAGACAUGACGCCUUCCAAUAAAUAGACCAACUUCACAUUAAUCACCGAAAUUGUGUGACAAGUCAUAAAAUUGUACAGGUUCUUCCACUCCUUCACUGCUAACCUAAAUUAAAAUAAUGGCAGCAUCUCAGAAAUGUCUUGGAAAAGGAAGCCCUGCUCCUGGCCUUGUGCCAAAGGACCAUAUACGGCUCUACAGCAUGAGAUUCUGCCCUUUUGCCCAACGGACAAGACUGGUGCUCAAUGCCAAGGGAAUUAAACAUGACAUCGUCAACAUCAAUUUGAAGAAUAAGCCUGAUUGGUUUCUGGAGAAGAAUCCUCUUGGUUUAGUGCCAACGCUGGAGACCCCGAGUGGUCAGGUGAUCUACGAGUCACCAAUCACCUGCGAGUACCUGGAUGAGGCCUACCCUGAGAAGAAACUGCUCCCAUCUGACCCUUUUGAGAGGGCCCAACAGAAAAUGCUGCUGGAGCAUUUCUCAAAGGUGAUUCCCUACUUCUAUAAGAUCCCGGUCAGCAAGGCAAAAGGAGAAGAUGUGUCUGCACUUGAAGCAGAACUUAAAGAGAAACUCGCCCAGUUUAAUGAGAUCCUUGUCAACAAAAAGACCAAGUUUUUUGGAGGUGAUUCAAUAACAAUGAUUGACUACAUGAUGUGGCCAUGGUUUGAGAGGAUGGAGAUGAUUGAUCUGAAGCACUGCUUGGACGACACUCCUCGGCUGAAUAAGUGGACUGAACACAUGUUGGAGGAUCCCACUGUACAAGCCACAAUGUUCAGCACAGACACCUACAAGGUGUUCUACAAAUCCUACAUGGAAGGAAAUCCCGAUUAUGAUUAUGGUUUAUAGAAUAAAUCAUUGUUCUCUGGUAAAACA
Molecule: messenger RNA, 911 nt
Organism: Cyprinus carpio (common carp)
Lineage: Eukaryota; Metazoa; Chordata; Actinopteri; Cypriniformes; Cyprinidae
Gene: gsto1
Product: glutathione S-transferase omega 1
Exons: 7
Coding region: 162-884 (240 amino acids)
Biological process (GO): glutathione metabolic process
Cellular component (GO): cytoplasm
Molecular function (GO): glutathione transferase activity; glutathione dehydrogenase (ascorbate) activity
Source: RefSeq, a predicted model, not a curated record